CUUUACCUGAGUAGUCCGUUUCUGAACACCGUUCUGCAAGAACGAAGAAGUGGUCGAAGUGGUUUUAUUUUGAAAAUUAGUGUAAUAUUUUUACAUAAUACGCGGCUUAGCUUGUAUUGUUAUAGUCACGGUUUUGUGUUGUACGCAUGAAAAGUUACCCUUUUUUUAACUCACUUUAAACAUUUCUAUUUAAAACCGGCACAGGGUGCAAAACUCAAUUAAUGACUUAAGUAACUUUACUUUUAUAAAUGAAAGCUUUUGACAUUAACAUUCCUCUGCUAUAGAAAAUGUGUGAAAAAUACAGUCGGUCAUAAUCCUUCGGGGUUACUUUCCCUUCAGCUGUUUAGCAAUACCGCAACAGUUUUGCAACCAAAUUGUUUAAAGUGGCGUUAAUAAUUGAUAGAUCGCGCAAAUAAUCGGGGGCAGUUACAAGUUAAGUGUUUUUAUUACUGAACAUCUCCAAGAGCACAAUGAUAUAGUGUUAUUACUUUACUUUGGGAUUUGUCUUUGAGAGUCUUUGGAGCAAGGAAACGGAUUGAAAAUCGGAUAACUGAUUAGGCUUCCUAUGUCACUGACGGCGGAAUUGAUACGGUUACCUUCAGCAAUCAAAACGCAAGCAACAAGAUGAGCAUGGACGCUGACAGCAGUUAUGGGGGCAGUGACACAGCUCAAGAUUCAACCUUAGGUCAUGACAACAAUUCCUUAGAAACUUCAAAUACUCAUGAUGAAGUAGACAAAUCCGUGAUGUCUUCGAGUGAAGGGAAUACCUACUUCAAAAAUGAAGUAACCUUACCUAUUAACUACAAGGAAGGCGAAGAAAAAACGUCAUUACCUCACUACUUAUCGACUGCCAAAUUAAAUAUAGAAGAAAGUGUCGACAAUAAUCACCAAUUAGACGAAUUAAGUAAGAACUACUCUAGCACACAUAACUUAAAUGCGGAAAGUCCGAAGUCGAGAAGGUCCGCCGGUAUCGAUAAUCCGGCAUAUGAGGAAGACGGCAAAGUACAUGCACCAUCGAGCAAUGGUGCCCUAAAAUCGACAUUCGACGAAAACAAAACUUACACGAAUGGCGAUUUAAAUACGUCCCCAACUUUGGCAUUCUCCUCCCCAAAUAAGGGCGAAGAACAAAUGGCGGAAGCUGUGAAUUUAGAAUUAAUCAAUUUGAAACCAGUCGGUAAAGAUGUGGUUGGUGGAUACGGUGGCACCAACGGCAUCAAUGACAUUCCAAUUAAGAAGGAAACGGAAGUCGAAAUCGGCAAUCCUUACGAUGAGUACUUCGUUCCGGUUAACGAGCAUCGUAAAUACAUGAGUCGAAUCCGAAAAGGGCGAAACAGCGUAACGUUCGCAGAGAAUGUGGCUACUGCUGGAGUCGACGAUUCCGGAUUAUCCGUUACAAUUCCAGAACGUGGAAUACUAGAAUACCCCGAAUGGCUUACAGCACUCAAACCACGGGGUGAAAAGCUCUACGUCACAAAGGAUAAGCGAGAUAAAAAGAAGAGGAAUAAGUGCUUGUGUUGGAGUAUAUGUCUAGUCUUUGUAGCAGCGGCUGUUAUUGUAGGAAUUUUAGCGGCAGUGGGAAUUAUUGGUAACCAAGAGGCUCAACCUGUCCAGGGAGCGCGACAGUUUAGUGACACUCCCGAGACAGAGAAGACGAAAACUAAGUCAGCGGGGGGUUUGUUUGGUGUCGCAGAUACGCCCGAAGAGUCGCCACCGCCUAGUUCUAGUAGUUACCCUCCCACGCCACAACCGGCGAUUAUUACAAUGGGAAAUCUACCCCCAACGACUGAUACCUCAAGAAUAGAAGUUCCUAGAGCGUUAGAAUCACAAGUUAUUAUAGACAAUUUGGAAUUUUCGGAUGAACUGGCGCACAAGAAUAGCUCAGAAUUUCGAAACCUGGCCGAAAGUGUUGAAAAGCAAUUAAUGAGAGCUUUGUUUUCCGAAGAUGAAAUCGCGAGUGGAAAGGCUAAGAUUCAGCUGAAAGUUAUGGAAUUUAUGCCUGGAAGUGUGGUCGUCAAGUAUCGCAUUUCUUGGAUUUUUACAGACGAAAACGAUGCAACGGAUCCUGUCGACAAAGAAUCCCUCAAUAGAAAACUGACGAAUACGCUUAACAGAAACUUCGGGUACUUAGAUGAAUAUCAUAUACCAGAAUCAACUAUUGCUACUGAAAAAAUUAUUAACAUGUGCCAAAUUGAUAAUAAUGGCUGUGAACAUACGUGCUCAUUCGAUUACGAAAACAAUGAUUUUAAAUGUGAAUGUCCCUUCAACAUGCAACUAAACACUAAUGAAAAAACGUGCGUUAACAUUCCAUUACCAGAACCUUCGUCGAGUACCGAAGCUGAAAGUAUGACAGAUUUUGAAUUCGAGCCCUCUCACGUGCAUCACCAUGGACAAGGUCGUUCUAAUGACGCAGAUAUUUAUACCGAACCUGAACCUUGGCCUACAACUCGACCGACGGAGACUCACAUUUAUACAACUUCCCCAAAACAUGACAUGGUGGAGCAUGAACCUGAUGAAAAUCAUACGCCAAAGCCGGAACCGGAACCAGAACCUUCAACGCAAUAUCACCUGGACACCCAUACACAAACUAUCCCGCAUGAGUAUGGUAUCACAAUUAAACCGGAACCUGAACCAGAACCUAGCACACAACGUCACCUUGAAGCCUAUACGCAUACUGUUCCACAGGAACAUGGUAUCAGUGCCGAACCGGAACCUACAGUCAAACCGGAACCAGAACCCAGCACGACACAUCACUGGGAAACUUAUACGCGUAUUAUUUCUCAUGAUCAUGGUAUCAGUGCCCAGCCGGAAACUACUGUCAAACCGGAAUCUGAACCAGAACCCAGCACGCCGCAUCAUAUUGGUAUCAGUGCCGAUCCGGAACCCGAACCAGAACCCACCACUCACCAUCGCCUGGAAGACUAUACACAUACUGUACCGCAUGACCAUGACAUCAGUGCCGAACCGGAAACUACAAUCAUACCGCAGCUUGGACCCGAAUCUAGCACGCAACAUCACCUGCAUAGUGCCAGCGCAGAUGCUGAACCUACAGUCAAACCGGAACCUGAACCAGAACCCACCACUCGUCAUCACGUUGACGACCACACACAUACUAUUCCGCAUGAUCAUGGUAUCAGUGCCGAACCGGAAUCUACUAUCAAACCGGAACCUGAACCGGAACCCGUAUCUACUACGCAACAUCACAUGCAUAGUGUCAGCGCAGACGCUGAACCUACAGUCAAACCAGAACCUAAUGUGAACGACGAUUCAGAAUUACAUGCAUACCAUACUCUCAAAACCGAGUUAGAGCACACAAUGCUUCCACCCACCAGCCAGGCACCCAAUACAGAACACAUGCAUGACCAUCAAAAUACUGAAGCUCAUCCAGAAACAGAACCUACUCAACCCACAGUGAAACCAGAACCUGAACCCACUACCCACUCAAAUGUGCCAUCUCAUGUACAUGAAAUUGAUCACGUGUCCGAGCACAAAACUGAACCCAACGUACGAGAAGAACAGCAUAUCCCUGUAUAUAUGAUCUCUGAACACGAACCUACAGAAAAACAUGAACCGGACAGUACCUCUCAUCAAUACGAAAUCUAUGUAACUCGCGAUACAACAGUAAAACCAGAUGAAUCUGAAUCGCACACUAGUAAGAGUGAGGAUCAUAACUCAUCGCACGAAAGCAAAAUGGAUUUAGAACAUGGUGUCGGUCAUAUAUACUUAGACAAUACAUCGAGUUCGACUUCCGAGCGGUCUACUAUUUCUGAUCAACCGAAACCUGUGAUUCCAGUGGAACCAGAUUUAGAUCAACCAGAAGCGGAGACAGAUAUUAGUACUAUUUCAAAAACAUCAUCUCCAUCUACUACAAGCCUAAAUGAUGAAGUAAUCGACAGUGUUCAGCAAACAACGGAUAGACAUACACAACCUGUUGAACAGGUCACAGAAUCAAGUUUACAACACAAUGCCAACCAAGCACAACUCACUACUACAUCACCGGAACCAACGAUAGCAACAGUGGAGGGUACAACACCAACGAUAAAAAGUGCUGACGAUAUGAAUAGUACGCCCAAAGACAUGAGUAAGCUUCAUCUGUCUGAAAUUGCUCCAGAAGGUACUACAGAUUUUACAAUGACCACUACAAUGAAAAUUGAGUCAAAUACAACACAACGUGUAAGAGAAGAAACAACAAUUAUUCCAGAUGUAAUCGAUUCAAAGUCGACUACAACCCACGUAUCUCCAAUCAGCGAAAACAUGCAAAUGAGCAAUGAAGAGGUCUCAAGCACCAAAAUGGAUGACGGCAAUAUGCGUAAUGCAAUGACACGAGAAGGUAAAUUAUCGGAUGUUUCUCUUGAAACCACAACUCAUGCAAUGACGACUUUAAAACAAAAUGAUGCAGACAGUAAAUCAGUGAUGCUUGACAUGAAAACUAUGCCUGGGAAAUAUGACAGCAUGGAACAAGAAGCAAACGACACAAGUCAGCCAUUAACACAUAGUAAUGGUGGAAAUGUAAUGGAAACGACAACUGAGAGAGUUACUGAAAGCUACGUAUUUAUUCCAGUCGCAAUUGUUAAUCAUGCUCACUCCGCAAGUACAGAGCAUACAAGUAAUGGAUCAACAACAGAAAGAGUAAUGGAUAUGUUCAGCUCUGAUUCAACAGAGGUUGCUCAUAAUUAUGACAAUAUGUCUCCGUUUUUACCAGACAUUGAGAAUGAUACUCUGAUCAACAACCUACACUCUGAUGUUGAUGGGUUUACAGAGCCGUCAUAUCAUGUUAAAGAAACGGAAAUGUACAUGUCCUCGGAAAAUCCUCCACGUAUGGAUAAGGACGAAAUGAACGAGACUAACCCUCGGGAUCGUUAUCCGGUGGACGCCGUUCUCUCAGUGCUACCACUUGAUGACAAUGAUACAGUGAAUUCUAAUGAAAUUGUAAAUAAAAUCGAGAGUCUACCAACUAAACAAAUAAAAAUUGAAAAUAAAACUGAAACUGUAAUACCAGAAGCGACAACUAAAACUGUCGUCAAGCAUAAGGAAGUUACACUUAGUCCAGAUAUUAUAAAUAACGUACACAGUAAUAAUUAUUUUUUGAGAUUACAAACUAGCACCGAAGCAGAACAUAGCACAGAACCUAUACCAAGAAAAGAGGCAAGUGAAAGUAUUACCGAAAACAAUAUAAGCACAGAGGAUUUAAUUGCUCAAGAAACUACUACGAAUAAACUACAAGAAAUAAACAAUGCCACAACUGUCCUUGUUGAAACAUUGCCGCCUGCGACUGAAAAGGUGUAUGUGAUAGACGAUAGAAUGGCAAACGAUUUUGAAAUUAUGCCCACCACGCAAACUCACAUGGACAAUGUUUCAACUGAAGCGCAUCAAUAUGAGGUGCAUGAAAAUUUGUCAGAGGAUGUAACCACGAUUAGAAAUAUUAUCAGACUGAGCACAACUGAGGCAACAACUCCAUCUCUGUUGCAAGUUUCCAACAGUCCCCUCCCAGUUAUACCUCUCUCCGAAGAGGAGUUGAACUCAAAGGAAGAGAAGAGAGGUGAUUUGAGGUCCGUAGAGAACAUUUAUGAUCCCAGGGAGUUACUAAACGAUAUCGCCGACGAAGAUAAAUUUAUUUUGAGUGAGAAAAAGGAAAAAUCUAACGAUGAUGCUAUGGCAACCGAUCGUACGAUUGUCACGUCGUCGACUUUCCAUAAAGAGGUUGUGGAUGAGGCGGAUCACUUUUACUUACAAAAUAUUAAAAACGCGACAACAGCGUCGGAUGUUAAACCUGUAACAGAAGGCUUCACUAUCAGUCACUUUUCGAGGUGCUCCAGUGGACAAUUUCAGUGCGCAAACGGCACCUCUAUCAUCGGUAGCACCUACUGUAUUUCGGAGAAUGAUCGGUGUGAUUCCGUCGAUGACUGUACUGAUGCAUCUGAUGAGAUUGGGUGCGCUGAAGAGCAGUGUCUUCAAAAUUUCCAGUGCCAAAACGGUCAAUGUUUAAAAAGAAUGCUUGUGUGUAAUGGAAUUUCUGACUGUACAGAUGGAAGCGAUGAACUGAACUGCGAAUCUUGGAAAUGCCGAUUUGAUGAAUUCUCGUGCGGUGAAAGUAAUCGCUGUAUACCGCUUUCAAUGAGAUGUGAUGGACGGAAAGAUUGUCCUAAAGGAGAUGACGAACACAGUUGUUACUCGCAACCAUGUAAAAAUGACGAAUAUAGUUGCAAUAAUAAGGACACCUGCAUUCCGGCCAGCUGGAGGUGUGAUGGUGAAAAAGACUGCAUGGAAGGCGAUGAUGAAAAUUUAUGUGAGUGUGCAUUUGAUCAAUUCAAAUGCGUAACAGGCGGAGGCUGCAUAGCGAAAGAUCAGAUAUGCGACGGACUUGAACAGUGUGCCGAUUCUUCUGAUGAAUGGGAUUGCAUCCGGCUGCAUGAGAACAUGGAACAGGCCAAUUACUUAGAGGCACGUCACAAUAUGACGUGGCUGCAAGUAUGCAGUUCACAUUGGAAUUCUUCCUUCUCGGAUAUGGCGUGUCAAAGCUUAGGAUUUGCGGGAUCCGCAUCUACAGAGUUUAUUAAGUUGAAGGAGAAUGCCACGCUCGACGCAUAUUACAAAUUAAAGGAGUCACAAUUUGAUGCUUCACUGCUAGCUUGGUUAGAAAAAACGGAUGAUUGCGACUCUGUUGUAUCACUAACUUGUCUGGAUUACGAGUGUGGAAGUAAAACAUCAUCAGACGUACCAUCUGCGAGAAUAAUAGGAGGUAACAGAGCAAGCGAAACUCAAUGGCCAGGUGUAGUUCUCCUUUACAACAAAAAGCACCACAUAUACUGCACCUCAACAGUGAUUGCGCCUAGCUGGGUCCUUGCCAGCUUUUCUUGCAUGUUUUCUGCAAAAUAUCUACCUGGCGACGCGGAUGGGUGGACUUUAUAUUCAGGUGGCACAAACUUCUCUGCCACCAUGCACAGUAGUGCACAACUUCGGUCUGUACGCAGAAUAAUCCCUCACCCACAGGCCAAAUACUCUGAAAUUGUGUACAGCAACGACAUUGUAUUGGUACAACUUGAUAUGCCUCUCCAUUUAGGUCCAAAUAUCAGUGCUAUCUGUUUGCCAAACGCUGAAAUUGAACCUCGCCAACUUUGUGUUACGGCGGGAUGGGGUGUGAAAACACCUGGAGAGUCCAACAGACAAGAGUAUCUCCACUAUUUACCAGUUCCUACACUUGAAACCGCACAGUGCAACUCAAGUGCUCAUUAUAAUGGACGAUUAACCACGGAUAAAAUCUGCGCGGGCUAUACGGACUCGGAUAGAACUCCGUGUUAUAACGACGAAGGUGCACCGCUAAUGUGCUUCUCAGAAAUUUCAAAUACGUGGGAAUUGCAGGGUCUGUUAUCAAACCACGCCAACUGUGGAAGAAAUCGACAUCCCGCGUUGUAUACUUCCAUUAACCACGACAUAAGGGGGUGGAUUACGAAUACCACCGGCAUACGUUUAACGAUGAACGAAAGGGCGGCGUCAAACUAAGUGAUGGCAAAAAAAUGUCCUGACUUUUACCUAGACUUUUAACGACUGGAUUGAUAAUUUUAUUUUUUAGUUUUUAGUACUGUAUUUAGUAGGGCCCUACCCUUAUCUACCUACUUUAUCGAGUGUUGAGAGUUUGAAAUGUUGUGUAAAUAGUGUAUAUGUUGAUUCUUGCUAAUUGUUAGAUAGGUAGUUAAGUUUUAAUUUUUACAAAUUAUUUUAAUUGCAUAUGUACAUGUUUGCCUAAUUGUUUAGUGAUAUAAUGAUGCAAUUAUAUAGUUACUUAUAAUGUC
This is a messenger RNA of Photinus pyralis (common eastern firefly), 7787 nucleotides long. RefSeq lists its product as uncharacterized. Gene Ontology annotation, cellular component: membrane. Gene Ontology annotation, molecular function: serine-type endopeptidase activity; protein binding. Lineage: Eukaryota; Metazoa; Arthropoda; Insecta; Coleoptera; Lampyridae. Gene Ontology annotation, biological process: proteolysis. The record is from RefSeq and is a predicted model, not a curated record. Bases 625 to 7497 code for a protein of 2290 amino acids. The transcript has 16 exons.